AUGUCCAUAGGGAGAGUACCUUUGCCCGAAAGGGUGACUCACUGGCCAAGUGCAGCUGGAUUCGGCGGCACUGAUGAGGCAAAGACUGCUUCGAAAUUAUAUUACGACAAAUACAACCAGCUUAAAGUGGCCGGAGCUGAGGUAUAUACUCCAAGAAAUCGGCAUGCUGCCAAAGACCAGGAUUGGCACUUGGUUCGGUAUUUCAAGCUCUUCCUCCAUCCUCCUGCAAUGGCAAAUUAUGAAGAUUUCAAUUUCGAAGCCCUUCCAGCUGGACUCACUAUCGAAACCGUAUACGCAGAUAUCAUAAGAUAUCUACUCGAACAUACCAAGAAGCGUAUCAAUGAAAGAUCCGACAUGGAAGACUGGGAGGAGCUAUCCCGCAACAUAACCUUGGUCAUAGCGCACCCAAAUGGGUGGGGGGUCCAACAGCAAGCCAGACUGCGAUCUUCUGUGGUCAUGAGUGGAUUUAUCGGAGGAGAUGAUUCUGUACGGCGAGUUAGGUUUGUCCCAGAAGCAGAGGCAUCGGUACACUACAUACUAUGGAAGCAAUAUAAAAAUCUCGAACCGGGAGACCAGUUCAUUGUCUGUGAUGCUGGUGGAUCAACGGUCGAUACUGCGGCCUACGUAGUUCAGGGAGUAGCUGAAGGUGAGAUGACGGGUGACCGUAAUCCCGAGACAGCGACUGUGACCGAUGCGAAGAAGGGCAUACGUACCCGCCUAACUAAUGCAUUCCGGAGUAACAAAUCAAAGUCAGCCACUCCCACCGCAUUUUAUUCCCCCACUCCUUCAAUCCGCCUCAAAGAAGUCAAGCCUUCAGAUUGUCAACCCGCCGGAGGCAUUUUUGUCAACGAGGCAUUUAUCAAAUACCUCAAAAGUAUCUUGAAUGCUCAACCUCCAGAGCAGCAGCGAAUGGUCGAACAGUUUAUACAAAAGGGAGAAGAAAACUUUGAGCUACAUUGCAAGCGGGAGUUCAACACUGGACCCGAGGCACAGCAAUAUUAUGUCGUUGAAGCAGGGGUUUCGCUUCCGGAAAACCCCGAUGUUGUUCAAAGCUUUUUCGAGGAUCCUGUGCGGGGUGUGAUUAAGAGCCUACAUAAGCAGUUGGCAGGUAUGAGGCCAAAGUACAUAUUCCUGGUGGGAGGGUUCGGCGCUAGCAAGUAUCUACGGCGGCGGGUCGAAGAAGAAUUCCGCCCAUGGAAUAUCCGAGUGUUAUUCCUGGACGAUACCUAUGGUAAAGCUGCAUCGGAUGGCUCUAUCAUUUGGUACGUUAAGCAACGUGUCGUUGGGAGGGCGGCGCGCAUGUCAUUCGGGCUGAAAACUAUGGAACCAUACGACCCAGAAGUCCUGGAGCAUGUGCACCGCCCGACAAAGACCUUGGCAAAUGGGAUCCCACAUGUAGGCGGAAAGUGGAGUCAAAUCAUUGCGCGGAGUCAAAUGGUAGAUUGCAAUCUCGUUAUCAAAAAGGCAUACGAAAGAAUGUACGAGUCGUUCAAUCCCGACUUGGGCCAGUUUACGGUCGCUUUAUAUGCAUGGGUAAAUGAAGCGACGUCUCCUCCAGGCUGGGUGGUAGAUUCGAAUGAUAACAUGAUCGACGGUUUUGAAUUGGUUUGCUUCAUUAGUGCUCAGAUUAGUACUAUGGAAGGUGCUCUUCAGAAGGAUCCGAGCUCAGAUAACUGCUGGAGACUCGGUUUUAUAUUAUGUAUCGAGUUUGACGGGGUUGAGCUCAAAGCGAGAUUGGAAUGGGUCGAAAAGGGCAUACUUCGAGCAGGGCCAGCACAAGUGCUCGUCAAUUAG
Molecule: messenger RNA, 1794 nt
Organism: Rhizoctonia solani
Lineage: Eukaryota; Fungi; Basidiomycota; Agaricomycetes; Cantharellales; Ceratobasidiaceae
Product: heat shock protein 70 kDa 12A
Exons: 12
Coding region: 1-1794 (597 amino acids)
Source: RefSeq, a predicted model, not a curated record